This is a messenger RNA of Tachysurus vachellii, 2145 nucleotides long. RefSeq names its product BOLA class I histocompatibility antigen, alpha chain BL3-7-like. Gene Ontology annotation, cellular component: external side of plasma membrane. Gene Ontology annotation, biological process: immune response. The coding region runs from base 163 to 1221 and encodes 352 amino acids. The record is from RefSeq and is a predicted model, not a curated record. Lineage: Eukaryota; Metazoa; Chordata; Actinopteri; Siluriformes; Bagridae. The transcript has 7 exons.
UUCCCCUGACAGAAGAAACAGCAGGAUCAGUGACUCUCUAUUAUACAGUUAAAUAGAAGUAAACAGGAUUAAAAUGAGUUAAACAGAGUUACAGUGAUGCUAAAGUUAUAAAUCCACUCAGUAAAUAAUAGAUUUACUGUUUUAGUGAUCAGACAAUGAGAGAUGUCGCUCUGGAGCACAGUGAUGAAGACUCUGAUCUUCUUCACAUUUUCUCUUCAUCUUUCAUCAGCAGUCACACACUCGCUGCAGUAUUUCUACACUGCAGUUACACCUGGAAUAAAUUUCCCAGAAUUCAGCACUGUUGGUCAGGUGGAUGGACAGCAGUUCAGCUACUAUGACAGUAACAUCAGGAGGAAGAUCCCAAAGACAGAGUGGAUACAGAAGGUGACUGCUGAUGAUCCUGAUUACUGGAACAGAAACACACAGCGUUGUCAGGUUGAUCAGAAGAACUUCAAAGUCAAUGUGGCUACAGGAAUGCAGCGCUUUAAUCAGACUACAGGAGUUCACACAGUGCAGAUGAUGUACGGCUGUGAGCUGGAUGAUGACGGGACUGUUAGAGGAUACAAUCAGCUCAGUUAUGAUGGAGAAGAUUUCCUCAGUCUGGAUCUGAACACUCUCACAUGGACUGCAGCUAAACCACAAGCUGUGAUCACCAAGAACAAGUUGGAUAAUCAUCCUGGUAUGACUGUGAAUCAUAAGAACUACCUGGAGAAUGAGUGCAUCGAGUGGUUAAAGAAGCAUGUGUCUUACGGCAGAGAGACUCUGGAGAGGAAAGUUCAUCCUACAGCAUCACUGUUCCAGGAAGAAGCCUCUUCUCCAGAGGUGGUGUGUCACGCUACAGGUUUCUUCCCCAAAGCAGUGAUGAUCUUCUGGAGGAAGGACGGAGAGGACGUGCAUGAGGACGUAGAUCUCAGAGAGACGUUACCCAACCAGGAUGGAAGCUUCCAGACGAGAAGCAUUCUGAAAGUCCCAGCUGAGGAGCUGCAGAAACACAACUACACCUGUGUGAUUCAGCACAGCAGCUUGGACAAGGAGUUAGUGCUGAAUGUGAGCGAGCGACAGAUCCUGAAAGGUGGAGGAUCGAUGGCUAUCAUCAUUGGUGUAGUCGUGGCUCUCAUUGUUCUCGUUGUUGUUGUUGCUGGAAUUAUGGUCUGGAAGAAGAAGAACUCUGGCUUCAAACGUGCUCCAGCCUCUGAAGAGUCUUCCUCCACCAACUCUUAAAGCGUGACUGUGUGUCUUCCUGCUGAAGUGAGAGAGAGACACCAGGAGAUGGAGAUGAGGACCACACACACACACACACACACACAUUAUUCAGUGGGUAUCGGGGUAUGGUUUAUUUUCUUGUAAAUCUCUUGUUCUUGAUGUAAAAUGGGAUUUUUCUGAUUGUUAUAGUUUUAUUUUUAUUCUCUGUGUAGUUUUCAUUCUUCAUUUGUGAUUUUACACACACACACACACACACACACACACACAGAUCUACUCAGGCUUCAGUCUUUAAUAGUGUUUAAAACAGGAGUGUGUAUCAGUUUGUGUAUCAGUUUGUUUAUUCUGUACGUUUCUCAGCUGAUUUCCUGUAGAACUGAAUCAGGUUCAGAUCGUCAGCACACGAGAGCUUUGAGUUCCGUCUUUUCCCUCUGACUCCAGUGAGAUUUUCCUCAGCAGCUGUUUGUGUAGCUGAUGGAUUUGUGCGUCUCAGACAGAAACUGGGUUCUUCAGAUGUGAUGAGUGUUGAACAGAUUGGACUAAAGUGUAAAAGAACAGGAGUGAAGACAGCAGAAACCUCACUGAGGUCUUUAUUUAUUACUGAACUCCAUUUAAAACUAAAACAAUCCAUUCAACACCUUUUCACAUCUGAAUGACCUGUUUAACAAAUCUGCGUGUUUAUUAGCUUCAGUCCCAUCAGUAAUUAUAACACAUCAUACUGUGUGUGUUUCCAGACCUUUAAACACACAAACACACAGCACUGACUCACAAUCAGUUAUCAACCUUCAUUUGUUCUGUUUUAAAGGGAUUAGUCUGUAAUAAAGACACAUUUACUGGUUUGUGUUUCUUCUGUUUAAAUUUUAGCUUAAGAUUCAUUUUAACAUGCUAAAGAUAAGAGCAUACAAACUGUUAUAAUAAUGCUGAAAUAAAUAACGGUAACGUCCA